Clunio marinus is the source of this 225-nucleotide messenger RNA. The record is from the annotation of a GenBank genome assembly. Lineage: Eukaryota; Metazoa; Arthropoda; Insecta; Diptera; Chironomidae.
AUGCAUUUUAUUCGUGAAGUUUUAAUUCUAUUUUUGUUCCUCAAAUUUAGUUUGUGUUUUACGAUUGAAAACAAGUUGACGUACUUGAAAUCUCUUCCUGGAAAUGAAGAUCGACCAUCGAGGAUUGUUUAUGGCGGUUUAGCGUCACCGAAUCAAUUUCCAUAUUUUGGACAUUACGUGAUUCAAAGACCUUCAGGUUGGAUAUUUUGUGGCAGGAGUAACUAA